AUGCGCUCAGAAGGGGGUAUUAAAGCGAUUGAAGCGGCUAUGACAAAGCUAGCAGCCACCCACAAAGAAUGCAUUCGUGUUUAUGACCCUCAUGAUGGUGAAGACAACAAGUACAGACUAACUGGCAAGCAUGAGACAAGCUCGUAUGAUAAAUUCAGUUGGGGAGUGGCCAACCGAGCCGCUUCCGUUCGCUUACCUCGAAGUGUUGUCAUUAAUAAAAAGGCAAGUAAACUGCAUGAGCCGAUCGAUAGUAUAUCUUUUGAACAAGAUCUGUUCCUCUUAUUGUACUAUAAGGCCGAACUCGCAGUCGCAAUCUCUUCACGAUAA
Messenger RNA from Strongylus vulgaris, 327 nucleotides. NCBI's taxonomy places the organism in Eukaryota, Metazoa, Nematoda, Chromadorea, Rhabditida, Strongylidae. The record is from the annotation of a GenBank genome assembly.